AUGUCCUUAUCUAGUGGUAGGGUUGAGUCAUUAGUGGUGGAGACGGAAGAGUUCUGUGCCUCCUCCUUUAGUAAGGUGGAGGAGCGGCGAAAGCCUAUGAAUUUAGGUUCCGCCGCUCCGGUACUUAAGAGUCGAGUACAUUUGAACAAUGUCAAAGGGGUUGCCAAAGGAAUGUUUGAGUGUAAAGCAUGCAAGAAAGUGUUCAAUUCCCACCAAGCAUUGGGUGGACAUAGAGCUAGUCAUAAGAAGGUUAAAGGUUGUUUUGCAGCCAAGAAAGAUCAUCUCGAAAAUAGUGUAGCCGAUGAAGAUGUGAUCACACAUGAAGAAUUAUUCCCAUCAAAAUCACCAACCUCAUUACAGUUCGAGUUCGGUUCGAAUGCUAUGUCUCCGGGAGGGUCGAGGAGAUCAGAAAUACAUGAAUGCUCGAUAUGUCACCGGAGUUUUUCCACCGGACAAGCCUUAGGUGGCCACAAGAGGUGUCAUUGGCUCAAUUCGGAUACGCCGGAAACAUCUUCCCUCUCUAGAAUUCACCAUUUUCAUGACCAAAUGGAGCAAACCAAUCAUAAAAAACCCCAGUUGAUGAUCAACAAAUCUGAGGCUCUUGAUCUCAACCUUCCGCCAAGAUUUGAUGAAAUGACCAGAAUCCGGCGAGACCCUCCUAACCCGUUAAGCUGUCAAAUCUCCACACAAAUACAUUUGCACCCAUGGAUAGAUGUUGUUGGAGAGGCUAAAGAUGAUGAUAAUUGUCAUUGUGAUCACCAGCAGAACCAAAAGAACAAUGAAGAUGACAAAGACAACAUCAAUGUGGAUGAUGAUGAAACUGACAGUAAGGUGAAGUUAGCAAAGUUAAGUGACCUAAAGGACAUGAAGAUUAGUGGUAGUAUCUCUACAUGGUUGGAGGUUGGGAUUGGUUCAACCACUGAUUGUGGGUGCUGA
Molecule: messenger RNA, 936 nt
Organism: Ilex paraguariensis (yerba mate)
Lineage: Eukaryota; Viridiplantae; Streptophyta; Magnoliopsida; Aquifoliales; Aquifoliaceae
Source: the annotation of a GenBank genome assembly